Molecule: messenger RNA, 3615 nt
Organism: Eufriesea mexicana
Lineage: Eukaryota; Metazoa; Arthropoda; Insecta; Hymenoptera; Apidae
Gene: Ser
Product: protein serrate
Exons: 7
Coding region: 1-3615 (1204 amino acids)
Biological process (GO): cell communication; multicellular organism development; Notch signaling pathway
Cellular component (GO): membrane
Molecular function (GO): Notch binding; calcium ion binding
Source: RefSeq, a predicted model, not a curated record
AUGAGGGCGGCCGCCGCCUACGUCCUGUUCCUUGCCCACCUCAUACAGGCCACGUACGCGAGCGGAUUCUUCGAGGUGCAGAUCCUCUCGCUGACGAACAACAGGGGCACCCUGGUGGACGGUAGGUGUUGCGGCGGGGGAGGCGAUGGCGGAGGAAAGGGUGGAUUACCACCGUGCACGACACCGUGCUCGACGGCCUUCUGGCUCUGCCUGAAGGAAUAUCAGUCGAACGUCACCGCCAUCGGCUCAUGCAGCUUCGGCAACGUAUCUAGUCACGCCCUCGGCCAGAACACCUUCACCCUCAGCGAACCGGUCACCCUGCAACUGCACUUCACAUUCCGAUGGACGAGGCAAUUCACGCUGAUCCUGCAAGCGAGAGACGAGGCGAGCGCAGGCGUGAUCGAGGAAGCGAGUUACAGCGGCAUUGUCCUGCCAGGACCCACGUGGCACACUCUCAAUCAACAAGGAAGAAACGCUCAUCUAGCUUAUCGCGUUCGGGUCCAGUGCGCGGACCAUUAUUACAACGCGACCUGCACGAAGUUCUGCAGGCCAAGGAACGACAUAUUCGGCCAUUACACCUGCGACGAGAACGGCGAUAAGGUGUGCAUACAGGGCUGGAAGGGCUCCGACUGUGAAAUAGCGGUCUGUAAGGAAGGUUGCCACCCUGUCCAUGGGCAUUGCAAUGUAAGCGGCGAAUGCAAGUGUCGACAUGGUUGGCGCGGCGAACUCUGCGACCAGUGCACCCCGUAUCCUGGUUGCAAACAUGGAUAUUGCAACGGUUCCAGUUGGCAGUGCAUCUGCGACACGAAUUGGGGCGGUAUCCUCUGCGACCAGGAUCUCAACUAUUGCGGCACGCAUGAACCUUGUCAGAACGGGGGGACGUGCGAGAAUACGGCGCCAGAUCAGUAUAAGUGCACUUGUCCCGAGGGAUUCUCGGGACCGACCUGCGAGAAGGUCGACAAUCCUUGCGCCUCCAACCCCUGUGCUAACGGGGCGACCUGCAGGGAACUAGGUGAGAGUGCGCAUUGCGAAUGCGCGCCUGGCUUCAGUGGACCUUAUUGUGCCACUGAUAUCGACGAGUGUGCCUCUCAACCCUGCCAAAAUGGUGGUACCUGCGUCGAUGGAAAGAACGGAUUCGUAUGCAAUUGCCCUCCAGCCUGGCAAGGUGUUCUCUGCCAAUUCGACGUGGACGAAUGCGCUCUGAAGGAGUCGCCGUGUAAGAACUCGCUGACCUGCGUCAAUCUUGCUGGUGAUUACAAGUGUCGCUGCAGGAGCGGCUUCACAGGAAAGAAUUGCACGAAGAACAUCAACGAUUGCAUCGGCCAGUGCCAGCACGGGGCAUUAUGCAUCGAUCUGGUCGAUGACUACCACUGCAGUUGCACCGCUGGUUACUCAGGCAAAGAUUGCGAUGUAGACAUCGACGAAUGCGCCUCAAAACCCUGUCAAAAUGGCGGUGAAUGCAGAGACCUGGUUAAUGCUUAUGAAUGCGUCUGCCCGGUUGGUUUCACCGGAUAUCAAUGCGAGAUCGACAGGGAUCAUUGCAGCCCGAACCCCUGCAGAAAUUCCGCACCCUGCUUCAACACACAGACUGAUUAUUACUGCCACUGUCCAGAGCAAUGGCAGGGAAAGAAUUGCUCCGAGCCAGCUUCUCAUAAUCCCCAAUUUGGCGUUAUGGAUGAAGAGUCUGGCUGCGGUAGCGAGGGCACACCAUGCGGUGGUAGAGGCAGAUGUAGCGGUGGCAGAUGCAUCUGUGAUGCCGGCUACACUGGGAUGCACUGCCACGAGAACAUCAAUGACUGUAGGGGAAACCCUUGUUUGAACGGCGGCACGUGUGUCGAUUUGGUUAAUUCAUUCCAGUGUAUCUGUAGGGAGGGCUGGACUGGAGAUCUGUGCGAUCAAGACGUGGACGAGUGCACAAACUCACCCUGUCGCAACAAUGGAACUUGUGUGGACGGUGUUGCAGACUUCACCUGCAUUUGUAGAGGUGGUUGGAAAGGCAAAACCUGCGCACUUCGUGCCGGUCACUGUGAACCAGGUACCUGCCGCCAUGGUGGAACUUGCCAAGAUCGCGGCGAUGGAUUCACUUGCCAUUGUACUCCAGGAUGGGAAGGUGCUGCUUGUCACAUAGCAUCUCCGGCGUGUGCGAGUAAUCCUUGCGAGAACGGAGCAACCUGUGUGAACACUGCCGACGGAAACUAUAGAUGCGUUUGCCGUGAAGGCUUUGAGGGUCCGAAUUGUCGUAGAGAUGUCGAUGAUUGUCAACCAUUACCCUGUCUAAACGGUGGCAAAUGCGUGGAUGGAAUUAACUGGUUCAGGUGUGAAUGUGCACCAGGUUUCACAGGGCCUGACUGCCGCAUAAAUGUAAAUGAAUGCGCUAGCGAUCCCUGCACAGGUGGAUCUACCUGUGUGGACGGUAUAGCGAGCUAUUCCUGUAUCUGCCCACCAGGAAGAACCGGAGUACGUUGCGAGAUUCGCACCGCAGGUGGUCCAGGAUGCCCCGUAGCCAGUUGGGACGAUGAUUGCAACGUUUGCGAGUGUCGUAAUGGAAAGAAUCAAUGCAGCAAUAUCUGGUGUGGUCCUGGUAAUUGCCUGAACGGUACCUCAUGUCUGGCUCAUGAGGUCUGCGUGCCUAGUCCAAGCGAAAGUUGCCUAGCACCACCAUGUCCCGCCUGGGGAGAAUGUCGCCCUGUAGAGACUGGAAGAAGAGUAGGACCUCCUGCUCUACCUGCACCACCUUCCUGUUGGCCUGGACAGGCUACACCGGGUCCAACAUGCUCCAGACUCACUAUUCUGUUAAGAAGAGAUACCCUGGCUGCUGGUACGUCGGUAGAAAUCCUCUGUAGGCGUCUGAGGAAACUACUGGCCGAUCCGAGAAGACCGCAAUCAAUAGUUCUUCUAUGUGAUCUUAAGCCUGGUGAUAACGAUACAGUGGAGGUGACCAUCUUCUCAGAAGCUGCCGCAGAUGCAGCCAGAGACUUGGGUGAGGCUCUCAGCAGACCCCUGGGCAGACCUCUCGCUCUGGCCUCCGUGCUGGAGGUCAAAGUGGAGACGGCCUUGCUCAGCGAACCGAGCUCCGUGAACUCCAGCAGCGCCGGAAGCUACGUAGCCGUUUUAGGCGGAGCUCUGGCAACAGUUUUGGUACUGGCACUAUUUGGUGGGUUAUGGUAUCUUCGAACGGUCAGACAAAGAUCUAGCCUAACAGCAACGACCAGCAGUGAGACCUCGUUGCAUCGACACCGCAGCGAUUUAGACGAGAAAUCGAAUAAUCUGCAAAACGAAGAAAAUCUAAGGAGAUAUGCGAACCCUUUGAAAGACCAGGACCAAGGAGAACCAAGGGUUUCCGUGGUGAGACCACUGUCUGGUACUUCGUUAGGUGCUCUAGGUGCGACCGAAGAAAGCUUAGAAAUGGUNUCGGAAGAGAGUAGACAUCGCCUGCCACCACUUUAUAAACCUCCCAGCGCGGAAGCUAGAAAUAAUACUGCCAGUUUCACAUAUGAAGAAGGACCCCAUAAACCGUACAGCAAACCCAGAUUGCAGGAGCCGACAUAUUCUCAUCAGCAGCCAGGUACCAGCCAGACUUCAGGACCCCAUCAAGUACUAACGGUUCACGUGUAA